Molecule: messenger RNA, 2113 nt
Organism: Ceratina calcarata
Lineage: Eukaryota; Metazoa; Arthropoda; Insecta; Hymenoptera; Apidae
Product: sodium-independent sulfate anion transporter
Exons: 11
Coding region: 1-1947 (648 amino acids)
Biological process (GO): transmembrane transport
Cellular component (GO): membrane
Source: RefSeq, a predicted model, not a curated record
AUGUCUGCAUCCGCGAACGAGCCUGUCCCGUUGGAAGGACGGAAGAAAAAGCACGACAGACGGAGUCGUUUCUUUACUGUUGCUAAAUACGUGACGAUUAUAAAUUGGUUGCCAAACUAUUCACGCAUGGACGCUAUUUCGGAUUUCGUGGCCGGGUUCUCGUUGGGAUUGACGCUUAUUCCUCAAAGUAUCGCGUACGCCGCUUUGGCAGGCUUGACGGCUCAGUACGGUCUCUAUUCAUGUUUGAUGGGAAACUUCCUCUAUAUAAUCUUUGGGACGAUUAAAGAAGUAUCCAUCGGUCCGUCUUCGUUAAUGUCGCUUCUCACUAUUGAAUACACAAGGAACAUGCCCGUGGAUUUCGUCGUGCUCUUCUGUUUCCUAGGCGGAUGCGUAGAAUUAUUAAUGGGUGUGCUGCGUUUAGGUUUUUUAGUAGAUUUUAUAUCGAUGCCCGUGACAUCAGGUUUCACUUCGGCAACUUCGAUUAUCAUAAUCAUUUCGCAGUUGCAAGGAUUGUUGGGAUUGAAGUUCAAAGCACAUAAUAUUGUUGACAAUGUGACAAAGAUAUGUGUAAACUUUGGAAAUGUGCGAACAGCAGAUUUUAUACUCGGGCUUAGCAGUAUAGCUCUUCUUUUACUAUGCAGACAAUUGAAAGACAUGGACUGUUGUUAUUCGAGGGUCGAUGCCCGAACGAAAAUGUAUUUAAAGAAGUUCUUCUGGUUCAUAUCAAUUUGUCGCAACGCUCUGGUGAUUCUGAUCGCCGCGACGAUAUCUUACAAUCUCGAGAAUGCAGGAUCCUCACCGUUUAUUCUUUCAGGAAAGGUACAGUCGGGACUUCCACGAUUUUCUCCACCCCCGUUUUCGUCUCAAGUGGGAAAUCAGACUUACACGUUUUGGGAUAUGUGCUCUCAUUAUAGUUCCGGGAUCAUCGUGGUACCUGUCGUAGCUGUGCUGGCGAACAUUGCCAUUGCCAAAGCGUUCGCUUGCGGCAGCAGCGUGAACGCGACGCAGGAAUUGUUAACGCUUGGACUGUGCAAUAUAUUCGGAAGCUUCGUUUCCUCGAUGCCAACCGCGGGUGCGUUCACCAGAAGCGCUGUAGUUUCCGCCAGUGGGGUGCGAACACCCAUGGCUGGCAUUUAUGUCGGGACAAUGACUUUAUUGGCACUGAGCUUCUUGACACCUUACUUUUAUUACAUUCCACGCACGACUCUCGCAGCGGUACUGAUAAGCGCGGUGGUGUUCCUAAUUGACUUAAAAAUCUUAAGACUUCUUUGGAAAGGAAGCAAAAAGGAUGCUAUGGCGGCGAUAGUUACGUUUUCCGUUUGCAUUACUUUCGGCGUCGAAAUAGGACUUUUAACCGGAGCUGCACUCAGCUUAAUUUACUUCCUUCGACCGCCUGCUAGGCCGAAGAUAGAAGUGAUGCAUUACAAGACACAAUUGGGACAUAAGUAUGUAAUAUUGAAGCCGGAUAGCAGCCUCCUUUAUCCUGCUGCUAAUUACUUUUGCAAUCAAUUGAUGAAGAUAAUCCGUAAGAACGAUGAAAGCAACGUUCCUUUCAUUGUUGACUGCGAAAGGAUACGAAACAUUGAUUACACUGCAAUGAAGGGGAUCGACUUGAUAGCAGCGAAUAUGAAUGCGGAAGAGAAAAGGUUAUGGUUCAUGAAUGUAUCUUUGAAGACUUUAAACAGUAUUAAAGCUUUUGCGAACGAGGAACAUUUUUACUUUAUCGACGAGGAGGGCAAAGUAUCUUCUAUCUUCCACGACGGUCGUUUGAUGAACACAGAUGCAACGGAAGAACAACGUUUAGGAAACGUGAUGGACCACAUAACUUUUACCUCCAUAAACGACGAUAAGAAUUUGACAAACGCUACUGAGGGUACUGAAAAAGUUGCGUUAAUAACAUCGCAGGAGAUGCAAAAAGACGAAAAACUACCAGAGGACUCGCAUUAAACUUAGUUGAAAUCUAGUCUAGAUGUAAUAUUUAAUACGUAAACCAAUUGUGCAUAUGAUAUGUAUAUACUUACUAAAACAAUGUAAAUCUGAAUGUAUAUACAUGUUACGAAAUAUAGUUGAAUAUCUUUUUUAUAAAAUGCUCAUUUACCACAGAGUUUUUUUA